AUGGGUCCGAAUGAGCACUCUUCAAAGUCGCUUUGGUCGAUUUUUCGGAAGUUUUCGAAACGUUCGUUGCACGGCAGACAUCACAGAAAAGGUGAUCAGAAGGGUCGGAGAACGAGUUCUCUGCAUCGUAUACCUUCCAAUGAGUCGGACACACAACUUAACGUCGGUACGGACGCUCAAUCGUUGCAAUCUCACACACUUCCUUCGCGAAAUUAUAGAGCACGGUCUACAACACCGAUGCCGCCUCGUGCUACGCCAACAUUGAGACGAGCCUACACUCCUAGUCGUUCUCCUGUCCCUGCGCAUGCUCCUGUUCCCUCUAAACCUUCUAUACGUCAUUACUCAAAAAGUCCUGAACCUACAAAUCCGACGACAACGCAGAAACAGCGGCUUAAUCAGCAGCCAGAAUCCAAUGACACCUCCAACACCUCCAAUGCACACAAGUCGCCUGCGUUUGCAGAUAAGCGGCCAGACGGCGAUCGUCCACAGGCCCUAACCAUUUCCACUACUAAUACCGCAGAGACUGCUGCAAGCAACAAGACAUCUGAGACUUUAAAAUCUCCCAACUCGUUGGCUAGUGAUACUCCUACUUCAGAGAUUCACCCAAAUGUCCUGGAGGAUAUACGGAUAGAAGAGGAUUCUGUAAAGUUUUCCGAUGACAAGAAAGUUGGACCAGAUGGCAAACGGCCUGUCCUCAGAGCACAUGUGACCACGAAAGAUUCCAAGGUUCUUCUUCCGGAACCUGUGAAGCCAGACACGACUGCAGACGUUGAAGCUGAACCACUUGAACCGCCUCAACCGGUUGAGUUUCCCCGGGAGCUUGAGACAGAUGGCACGUACAAUGCACCUUUGCCUUAUCCUGAUAACAAUUGCAAGUUGGCUCCGCUCUUUCGGAAAUUGACUGAGCAACAACAGAAGCAUUAUGAUGAGGUACUCGACUUUUGUCUUCAUCUGAAAGAGGUGCCAAAUAGUGCACACAGCAAAGAGAACUCUCCGUUGACGGAAUUCGAGCGUUAUUGGCUUUCUCGAGAAUGUAUACUACGAUAUCUGCGUGCCACGAAAUGGCGUGUGCAGGAUGCGAAGAAGCGUCUCGUUGAUACGCUUGUUUGGCGAAGACAAAACAAUGUGAAUGAUUUAUCACCAUCUGAAAUUGAACCAGAAAACUAUACUGGAAAGCAGGUGUUGCUUGGCUACGACAAUAAUGGUCGUUCGUGUGUUUAUUUGUAUCCUGCCCGGCAGAACACGAAGAAUUCUCCGCGACAAAUUCUGCAUUUGGUAUAUUCGCUUGAAUGUGCUAUUGAGCUGAUGCCACCGGGGGUGGAGACGUUAGCUUUGCUUGUUAACUUUAAAUCCACAUCUUCUCGUUCUAAUCCUAGCGUUGGUCAGGGCAAGGAGGUGCUUAGUAUUCUUCAGACUCAUUACUGUGAGAGAUUAGGAAGGGCCUUGGUUAUCAACAUACCAUGGGCGGUCUGGGGGUUUUUUAAGCUCAUUUCGCCGUUUAUUGAUCCAUUAACAAGAGAAAAACUGAAGUUUAAUGAACCGCUCGAUCGGUAUGUCCCUUCAGACCAGCUUGAUAUGACUUUUGGCGGUACCUUAAAGUUCGACUAUAUUCAUGAUAAGUAUUGGCCUCAACUUGUCGAACUGUGUAAAACUCGGAGAGAAGCAAGUUUAAAGCGAUGGCGCGCACUCGGUUCUAAAAUUGGAACUAGCGAAUGGGUCACCAAAGGCGGAGAGGAGUAUAUUCAGAGAAUGCGCGAGUACGUGAGGCCGUCGUUGGCUUACGUGCAGAUUGCCCAAAAGGAGUAUGAGUCCUCGUUGGCAGUAUAUCAACAGAGCUUACACUCUCGGCGCACACAACCUGUGUCCUCAGUCGCUACAGAUCCAUCAUACUCUGAUAAUCCAAAGCUCCUUGCUGAGACUGACAGUGACUCUGCAUCCUUUGUUACAGCCAUCAAUCAAUCUGUCACCUAA
Schizosaccharomyces japonicus yFS275 is the source of this 1971-nucleotide messenger RNA. Its product is annotated as sec14 cytosolic factor family protein. The record is from RefSeq and is a predicted model, not a curated record. Gene Ontology annotation, biological process: intermembrane phospholipid transfer. The coding region runs from base 1 to 1971 and encodes 656 amino acids. The transcript has a single exon. NCBI's taxonomy places the organism in Eukaryota, Fungi, Ascomycota, Schizosaccharomycetes, Schizosaccharomycetales, Schizosaccharomycetaceae. Gene Ontology annotation, cellular component: prospore membrane; plasma membrane.